AAAAAAAAAAGAGAGAGAGAACUGAGAAUCUGAGAAGGCCUAUCCUAUCUUCUCUACUUCUCUAUCUACGUUUUCCAGCCAGCCAUUUUUGCCCAAAAAAAAAAAAAAAUAUAUAUAUAUAUAUAUACUUUCUUAUCUCCAUCUGAGAAGCAUUAGCCAUCAGCCAUGGCCUGUGCCUCGAGGUCCCUGCUCUACUCCACGCGUGUGAACUCGCACGUGCGACUGUCUCCUCCUCCGACUGCGUCUCAGCCAUUGGUCUUCUUCGGUUGCGACAACGUUUCGUUUCCAAAGCUAAGCGAGCUUUCCUGCUUCCACCGUUACUCACCGGCGGCGGUCAAGGCUUCGCCGGGAAGUGACGGCGUUCUGCCGGCCGACGACGGAGUCUCUUUGGGGACCAUGAAAUUGCCUUCCGACACCGAUCUGCAGAGAUUCGAGUCUCUGCUCUUUCAGUGGGCCAACAGCCUUUGCCAAGGAGCCAACCUACCACUCCCUGUCCCUUUGAAGGUAGACAAAAUAGCUGGAGGAGCUAGGCUGGGCUUCAUCACAAUUGGGGAUGGGAAAACUGAGGUGCUCGUGUACAUUGAUUGCCUAGUUUUUCCUGCGACUGAUAGUUCUGGACCAAUCUUCCGAGCCAUUAGAAAUGGAGCCUCGAAAGAUCAGCCCCCUCCUGGCGAGCCAAGGAUCAUGAGAAGUCUUCUCCAGGCCCUUCAAAAGUCUGUUGAAAUUGCAAGACUUUGAACCAAAAUGUUUCUCAUAUGAGACGUAGUCUUGUAAAUUUUUUUUUUAAAAUAA
Molecule: messenger RNA, 792 nt
Organism: Morus notabilis
Lineage: Eukaryota; Viridiplantae; Streptophyta; Magnoliopsida; Rosales; Moraceae
Exons: 3
Coding region: 166-738 (190 amino acids)
Cellular component (GO): chloroplast thylakoid membrane; chloroplast stroma
Source: RefSeq, a predicted model, not a curated record